Messenger RNA from Xyrichtys novacula (pearly razorfish), 11836 nucleotides. NCBI's taxonomy places the organism in Eukaryota, Metazoa, Chordata, Actinopteri, Labriformes, Labridae. The record is from the annotation of a GenBank genome assembly.
AUGAGCAAAAACAAGAACAAAGGUGAUAAUAAGACGGAAAAGGCUUUGGCUGCGGAGAAAGAGCAGUUUGGGAAACAACAGGUGAGUAAUUCUGGUUUUAUUGAACCUUCAUUUAACCAGGUACCAAAAAUAUAAGUGAAUAUGCGCUACCAUAGUAUAACGUUAGAUCUCAUUUCUGACAUUAGUGACAUACUGAAAAUGAUAUUUUGUGGAAUUUUUACGAUUGAUGGUUGUAAAAUCCUUUGUGUGUGUGUGUGUUGAUUUCUAAACUACCCUGUCUUGUUCCGUUUACCUAUCUGUUUUUUCCUUUAGCUUCACAGUAUCAGCAAAACCGUGGCCUCCACUGAAACACCACCUAAAGAAAAAUAUGUCCGCCGUAUCCUUUAUUUUGGUUUUACUGAGUUAGUAGAUUAAUUUCAGAGGACUUGAAAAUAUCGCUUCAGUUAAAGUUAUACUGUAACUAUGGGUGGCUUUCGCUAAUGCUAAUGUCACCAUGCUUUUGUGUUGUUUUCAAUAUGUAGGUGCCAACAAACUGUAUUUGAUUUUUUUCAAGUAGGACUUUUGGUUGUUGAAGUUUUUAUUUUUAAUUCUUUAUCACUCUGAGUGAAAAAAAAAGGUUAAAUAAUGUGACUGUAUUAGCUUGUAUGGAAGCCCUAAGUUGUCCUACACCCGUACAUUUUGUCAUCUCUGUAUUCCUGCCAUACUGCGUUGUUUUCUGGAUGUUUACUCCAGGAUCAUUAAGACUUAUUUCACUCAUUUACUUGAGAUUUUAAAGUCUGUUUCUUCUAAUGAUUAUAUAAAUUUCCCUGGUUUCUAUAAAACAUUAUGAGCUGGUGAGUGUGAUAGGCGAGGCUGCCAUUGUUGACAUCAGUUGGGCACAUAGACUGUAUAUAGAAUGGACGCCGUCUGCCUUCUCACUGGUUGAAGCCAUUCCGAGAACAGCACCCUCUGUAAAAGCUUAUGGAGCUGUGGACAAACUUUAGAAAUUAGUCACACAGAAUAUAAUUUUUUCUCCCCCCUGCUUGUGAUGUUGACAUGUAGUUAUUGAGAGACUGGUUUGUGCUCCAGUCCUCUUUUUUUCCUGUACAGCUCCAUUUGUAAAAGUUAUUAGGGGGUUCAUGUUUUCUAUGAUUGACACUUGAUACAGCCUAUGGGCGUACGAAGAUUGCUAAGCUCACCCAGGGGAUACGCUGUUUGAGCCGAGCGUCACCACAGCGACUCUCGGUGACUCUCCCACCAAAUGCGUACAUUGCUACUGUGCAAUGUUGGUUUCAGGAAAUAGAGAGAAAACGCAGAACUACCGUGAGCUUUUCGGCUUCAAAUUCGUACACUGGCGGAAGACAGAGCCAAGUUGUCCAUUGUAUAUACAGUCAAUAGUUGGGCACCUUUAGUCCAUCUUUAUGGUUUUACCUGCUUUACAACCACAUGGACUCAAGUUGUGGUCAUUUGUAGUCAAGUCAUGAUCCAGACAAAAUAAGUUAAAAUAACUAAUUGGCACAGGAAAUAAAAUGUAUAAGUGCACGUACAAUUGAUGGUAGACUUUUCAAAGCAUGUAGGGCGAUGCGGGUCUCUGAUUAUUUUAUUCUAGGCCUUGACUAACUUUUUUUCACAAGGAGCACAUGUGUUCCUAAAUUGAAAAAGUAAGGAGCACAAAAAGAACUUUAGGGGCACAAUGAAAAUUGAUCAAAUAAUGUUUGUCUUAUUGGUCAACAAAAGUACAAUUAUUUGAAAUCAAUUUUCAGUCAAUUGGUCACGUGACAUGGAAGCUAUUGGAGGAAAACAGUCUUUUUUGAGAACAUCAACCAGUAAUUUAUUGAUGGUCCCUUAUUCAACACCCGAUGUUGACAGUGAGGGUGCUGAGUAGAUUUAACCGCACUGCUGUUGCUAAUCCAACCUAAAACUAACUUCACCAUGGUAUUUACAUGAAAAAACAUUUGUUGCCUCGGCAGAUUUUUUUAAGCGCACAUGUGCCCCUAAAUACAUUUUACAAUUCGCAUACAUCUAUUUUUAGUCGCUGUAUAUCAUCCCUUGAGCAGCUUAGACAGGAUGUUAUUUGUUUAUUUAUUUUUUAUUGGUGUUUCAGCAAUUUACUUUAUCAUCCUACCCAUUCCUCCUGUCACUCAGUAUCUAGACUACAUCCUGAUCAGCUUGUGGGAGACUAUAAUGCUAAUCAGUGCCUUACUCAUGCACAUGGCUGUUCAUAAAUCCUCUUUCCACCUGUUCAAGAGUCACCCUUUUACCUGCCUUCCUGAAGUUGUUGAAACAUCAUUGAAACAACCAUGAAAACUAACAUCAGCAGUCAGCCCAGUUUAGACUUCAUCAGCUCUUUGUUAAUGUUGAGUGAGAGUUAUUGCAGCACCAUUGUGAGGUUCCUUAACAGCUAUGAAGACAUCAUCAUGGGGACACAUAAGGAGGGCGGAGCUACAACCUUCUGGUCCUACAUCCUGAACCUGCCUCUCUCCAGCAACUCCAUGGUCAGCUGGAAGUUCUGCUACCUGCUGCACAAAGUGCUUCGAGAUGGACACAGAAAUGUGAGUACAUGGUUUUCAGUCUGGCUGUUUACGUCUCUCUUGAUCUCCUUCAUGCUGCUGAUGUAAAUCUGUCAUCUGUCCUGCAGUGUGUUCGAGAUUCUCACAGAUACUGUCACAACGUCAAAGAUAUGGGCAUUCUUUGGGUGAGUAGCAGAGAGUACAACUUUGUAAAAGGCUUCUAGUCCUUGUAUGUUUUUGAGAAACAUUGGAAACACCGGAUGAAUACUCAUGCUGAUAACUGAAUGAAUAAAACCAUAACAUCUUUAAUUUUCUUCAGGGGAACUUGCAUGAUCGUUACGGCCACAUUGUUGCUCUGUCAGCCAAAUACCUCUGCCUCAAGAUGGAUUUUCAUGCAAAGGUGACUGAUGAAUAUUUGUUUGACUGUAACAUGAUAACAUGCGAUUAUUUCAUGAUAGUUUGUUGGUUGAAUUACGAAUGAAAAAACUUUUCCACAGCAUAAAGUGAUCCCAGGACACAUGGAGAUCAGCGACGAGACUCUGGAGAGGGAAGCCGGAAAUGACAUGACCAAAGUGUGAGUUUUCUACCUGCAUCUAUUUCUGCAUAAAACAGCAUUUCUCAUUAAAGGUGGUGUAUUCGGGAUCUGAGGAAGUGCCAGUUUUUGGGAGAAAUCUUGAAUGUAAACUCUACCCCUCCCAACCAGUCCCAACUCAGCUCCUCUUCUCUGCUCCAGCAAGCCCCGCCCACAAACAGACGCUCCUGCUCGCUCGUAUCUUUCCAAUUAAAUUCAGAUAUAAUACAGAUAAAUACUUCAGGUAAUUACAAAUGGGACCCAGUCAGCGUUCAAGUAAAAUGCAUUGGUGCUAUGGUAGAUGCCAACAGACUACAAGCAAACACAAUGUUUGCAGGACUUCUACAACUAGGAUAAAGUGACAUAGUCCAGGACCCAAAGUCAACAGUUUAGCGGCGCUACAACACGCAGCAGGUCCCGUUUGACAAGAAACACUUCUGUUACAGACACUUGGCUUACUUUGUUAAAGCGGUUUACCUGUCCAGCAGAAAGGUUACAGGGUCCAGAAGAUCCUGAAGUGUUCACUGAUGUUGAUCUGGCUUUUCUAGCUCUUGUCUGGUCUACCUCCUUUUUAAGCGCCCGUUAUUCUGCCAGAGUCUCUGGUAUUUACUUUGUGUUAUUGCUUGUGUUUUCCGUACCUGCUGGUUGGCUUCUACCGUCUGAUAUUGUAGUACGGUAACUCUGUUUGGGUUUUCGGAUGUUAUCCAAGGACGUGGAGCGUGCCUCACAACACGAGGGAGCAGCGUCUGCCUCACAACCAGUCAGGUUGGGGGAGGUGGAGAACGGCUUUGUUUACAUUUAGAAAGAGCGGGCCGCUCAAAAAUGUUAAAAUGUUGACUACACAGACAUAACAAAACACAGCGAUAUCGUUUUAUUACCAAACGUCAUCAAUAACUAAAAGCUAUUGACUGUCUAUUAGGACACUGUCUGACUAUCAAAAGCUUUGUCGUAUAUACAUCACAAAAAAUAUGCUUCUUUAACGGAUUCCUGCCUACCCCACCUUUAAUCUUGACAAUUACAUAAUUGUUUGUUUGCUUGUUUUGUAGGUUGGAUAUGACACAGGAGCUGCUGGAGUGUCUGCAAGCUGGACUGAAGAUGUCUGAUACCGGUGAGUCCAGUUCUACAUCGAGGGUUUCUUAAUGUUGUGAAACUGCAGAAAAACACCAGACUUUGCUGCUUUGAAACUUUUGCCGUGUUUUCAGUUUUCAGUCAGAUGGACGCCAACGGAGCCAAAUCUACGACCCCGGCUGGACAGUGCAGACUGACGCCUCUGAUCCCGCUCAUCCAGGACUGCAGCUUUCUCUACCACUUCUCAGUCCUGCUGAUGUUCAAACUCCACAGCCGUGAGUGACGUUGAAACAUCAAAAUCAUUAAAUUGAAACUUUAAUAAGUUUGACAAUAAACCUUUUUUAAUCUUCUGUUUUUUCAGGCAUAGCUCCCGAUAUUCUUCUCGGACAUAGAGAGCGGUUUCGUGACCUCUUCACAGGGUAGGUACUGAUAUGAGACUUUUAUUCCCCAUAUAACUGGACCCAUUUCAUGUGAAGUCUUAGUGAUAGUCGGGUUUUCCUCUGCAGUCUCACACAGUUCUUUGACCGAGCCAGAGAGAUAGAGUUCUUCAAGACCAUCAUCCGCAUCCCUGAUCUUCCAGAUGUAAGUUCGUGGUUUUCCGGCAUGUUUCCUCUUUAAUGUGUUUAAAAAAAUCAAGCAUAUAUAUUUUAUUUUAAACCUCACAGGCUCCUCCAAACUUCCUCCGUGCCGCUGCGCUGGGGGAGUAUAAAAAAGCGGUGGUGGUGAUGCCGAACGAGGAGCGCCAAGACGAGGAGGAAGUGGAGGCUCAGCCGGAGUUUAGAGAAACACAACAAAUCCCACAGGUAUCCACACACAGAGAUGGUGCAGUAUUCUGCAGCUGAGGUGCAUCAUAUCCCCACGUAUUUACACCUUUAAGAGACAAGUAGCGGGUCCAGAGUUUAUUCACUCACUAAAGCGAAUGUUAGAGUCAAUUUUGCACAAACUGCAUAUCAUCCAAAUCUUGAAUCAGUACCAGGCCCAGAGCUCAAAUCUCCGUUUGUUUCAGUACUAUCUGCUGAAUCAGAUGGGAGGACCUGAUCCUUUGGUGGAGCAGAGAGAAACCGAGAAUGACAGUCUGAAGAGAGAGCUGGAGGUUCUCAAACCAGAGUUGCAGCUCAUCAAGACUGAGGUUAGUUUGGUUAAAAGUCACACCUCAAACAUUAUCAAUUUAACCCUCAUAUGAUAAACUUCUCUAUUCCUCUCUCCUCAGGCUCAGAAGGCCGUGGUUGAACUGAAGUCUCAGGUGAAUCGUCUGGAAGCCGAAGUGGAGGAGCAGCGCACUCACAAACAGAUGGCCAUGAUGGAAAACGAACACCUGAAAAUGGAGGUGGAGACUCUGCGGAGCGCCAACGUCGUCAGUGUCGGGGCUCAGAUCGGGCUCAAGGAGGCAGACUGUGAGUCAGCAGAUUUAUGUUUAGGUCAAACUGAUCCCACAAAUCAAACAGACGUGUUUCAUCUUCACCUGGUUGUCUCCACACAGCCAGAGCUCAGGCAGCAGAGCUUCGAUUCACUCAGCUUAAGGAGAGACACGCAGAGCUGAUCACCAGUCACGCUGAUCUCAUGAAGAAGGUGAGUUGUCGAACCCUUCACCGAAUCUCAGGUGUUUCCAGAAGGAGUCACUCUUAAAUGUCAUUGGUUUUGUGUGUGUUUGUGCAGAACGCAGACACGGUGAAGCUGCUGUCCGGUGCUCAACAAAACCAAGACGAUCUGCUGAGAUCCAGACAGCAGCUGGAAAACGAGCUGGAAAAUCUACGACAGGAGAAACGAAAUAUGGUGAGACCUCAUCGACUUCUUAUCCAAACACCUCCAGGUUCACUCAGCAUAAAACAGGAAGUUUUCUCUCUUCGUUAAUUUCUACGUGCUCCUUUCUUGAUCAGAUGAAUCACCAGCAGGAGGCUGAACGUCUGAGCAAAGAGCUUCUGGAGCAAAGAGCGGAGCUGGCUCACCUCCGCAGCUCUCUGGAAACUAAAGACAGGGUGAGACAGAGUGAAAAGACGGACAAUCACACGCUCAUUACGUCUGUCCUCGCAGCCCUCCUUCAUUCACUUGUUUAUCUGUGUCUGUUUAGGAGGGAUCUCAGGUGAACAGCAGCCUGGCAGCUCUGCAGGCCGAGCGGGAAGUCCUUCUGCGUUCCGCUUCAGAGAAAGACGCUGAGCUGUCGUCUCUGAGACAACAGGCCCAGUUCCAGCAGGGAUCUCAGGACCUGGAGAGAGACCGGCUCAACCGAGAGCUGGAGUCUCUGAGAGCUCAGCUACAGCAGCAGGUACAGAACCGAGACAGAGCAGCUGAUGAGGAUCAAGCUGCUUUGAACCUUGUAGACUUCUCAGAGAGUUCAAGAUGGAGAUUAAACAUAAGAAGCAACUUAAUCUACAUAAAUUCUCAAAAAAAUGGAGGAUUAUUUCUACAUUUGGAAGUAAAUUUGGAUUUAUUCAUUCAGAUUUUCAUGGUUUAGUAGCUAUGAUCAAAUGUUUCUUAUCCUGUUUGCAUUUUUUUUUAGAUUUUUAACACUUAUUUUCUACUAUUAAUGUCUUUUUGAAGCUUCUGUGUGCUUUGUAGGACAUUUUCAGAUCAUUUCUGUUAUAUUAUUUUAAUUAAGGAUCUAAAAUGGUCUAUUUAUCAAGUUCUCUGUCAGUUAUUUUUAUGGAUUAUGGACUAAUCAUUUGGUCUAAUUAAUGUCUGGAGCAUGCAAAAAAUGUCUCAUCGGAGCUCAAACUGAAGUGAAAUGAACAAACAGCAAAAAUCUGCUUAUUUAAGAGGCUUAAAACUGCAAAUCUUUGACAAUUCGACUCAUGAAAGCCUGAAAACAAUUUUCAAAAUACUUUGUUAAUAAAAUAUUUUUCAUGAAAUAUUGCUGUGUUACUUCCUAAAUCUUCUGGGUAGCACUUAAACUUUCCUUACCUUCAAAGAUGAUGUAGAAAUAAACCUUCUUUAUCUUUCUUUAGCUCACCAUCAACGCAGAGCAGAAGCUGGAGAUCGACCGGCUGAAACGAGAGCUGGACUCGACCCGAGCAGAGCUGACGAUUGCAAACAAUGCCCUGAAGAGCAAAGAGAUGGUUAGAAAGUUUCCUGCAGUUUCACCCUCCACGUUUUAUUGAAGUAAAAUGACUCACUGUGACUUUUUUUUGUGCUGAUCCUCAGAGUGGGACUCACCUGAGCAGCUCUCUGGCCGGGCUGCAGGCGGAGAAGGAGGUGCUGCUGCGCUCGGUGAGGGAGAAGGAUGCGGAGCUGAGCUCCCUCCGACAGCAGGCUCAGCUCCAGCAGAGCUCUCUGGAACAGGAGAGGCAAAGGAGCAGCAUGGAGCUGGGGAGUCUGCACGCUCAGUUACAGCAACAGGUGCUGCUCUGUUUUCCUGCUGCAGAGUGAGACUGUUAGGAUCUUCACGGUGGUUUGUGACUGAGGAGUGUGGUUUUCUUUAUAUCAUAUCAGGCGUGUCGGGAAGGAGAGCUGCUGUCCCAGAAGCUGCAGGAGGAGCAGUUCGGUCUGCUGCAGUGUGCUGUGGUGGAGGCUGAGGGCAUCAUACUGGACGCUGUGUCCAAACUGGACGACCCCAUACACGUCUGCUGCAUCAGCUCUCCAGGUAACGACCUGCCUGUCCUCUCCCUGCUGCCAAAAAACACUUUCAGCAAAUAAAUCGACUCUGAGCUCACAGGAGGAGUUUAUAUUUGACCCACAAAAACAAACAAAACAACCAGCGUUACGACUGAUUAUUACAUUUUUUUCAUAGUAGGUAUAAUAAUAAUUACUUUAUUUGUAUAGCACUUUUAAAAACAGAAGUUUUACAAAGUGCUUUGAGAUAUAGUCAUAAAGCACAUUGAAAAAGACAGAUAAAAACAAAAAGCUCAGUUAAAAUGGAAUUGAAGGCCAUUUUGGUGUCAUAAGGAACCCAGACAAUACAAGUACCAUGCAACAUGAAAUGACACCAUAUUUAUCUAAAUAUAAAACCAUCUAUCUAUAUCUACAAGUAGACUUCUUCUCAUCCCUCUCAGUGGAACAAUCUGUUAUGUUUACUUUGUUUGAACACGUGCACAAGACAAAAUCAGCAAAGACAGGUACACAUUUUUGUCCACAGAGGGCGCCAAAAUCAACGUAACUUUAAAAUUCCUCACGAGACUGAUAUUAUUGAGUUAUUUAUCCAUCAAAACAACUUUUAGGUGCUGUAAAAACUUUUUUUUAAAAGGAUCAACGAUCGUAUUUUAGUGGUUAAAGCUCCUGUUGGACAAAGCUGUAAUCUUUAUUAUCCUUUUUACCAGUCAUAUUUGUGCUUAAAUGUGUACUCAGCUUUUUCAUUCCAGUUUUCUCUCUCCUGUUUUCUUCCUGUGGUUCAGAUUAUUUGGUGAAUCGAGCUGAUAUCACUCUGGGUUCGAUUGACAAAAUGCAGCAGAGUCACUCGGUCUACCUGGGGAACAAGAGCGGUCAGUAAAAUGUGUGUGAGUGUAAAUUUAAGUUUCGUGUGUUUUUGAGUAAAUUUAAUCCUCUUCCAUUAAACCUCCAGAUGCGAGUGGUUUACUGAGAGCGGUCACACAGUUCUCCCACCUCGCCGCUGACACCAUCGUAAAUGGAGCGGCAACGUCACACUCCGCCCCGACCGACCAGGCUGACCGUAAGAGACGUUAACUCACAUCAGCUGAUCGGAGAGUUUCUGUACAACCACUGAACACGUCUGUCUGUUUUCUUCAGGUUUGACUGACGGCUGUCGGGACUGUGCGAAUCACUGUCUUCAGUUCUUGAAGGAUUUAAAGUUUCAGGCGAGUUUACCGAGAGCUGACCCCUCUGCAAUCCGCUACACCGUCCAACGACUCCUCGCUCUGGGACAGGUGAGACAGACUUGACCUUUACAUGUUUCUUCAACGUCAAAGUUAGUUAAGCUGGAGAGCGUCAGGCUUGGAAGGAAACCUUGAACAUAUGUGAUCCUUGUUUAGGAUUUGCGACCUAAAGGACAGGAUGUGAAUAAAGAGGAGCUGGGAUCCAUGGUGGACAAAGAGAUGAUCGCUACAUCCACCGCCAUCGAAGAGGCCGUGCUGAGGAUGGAUGUGAGGAAACACAGACAUCAUCACAAAGAAAAAAAGUUAAAAACCUUCUUUUUAAUUUUAAUCAUGUCCUUUUUUAUGCUUUUGUUUCUCAGGAAAUCCUGAAUCAGGCAAGAAGAGACACCACAGGUGUGAAACUGGAGGUCAACCAGAGGUGAAACAAACGCUGUGGCAUCUUAAACAUCUUAAGUUUCUCUCUCCUUUUCUUUUCUUUAUGAGCUCUAAUCUGAUUCAUUUCUAUCCUCACAGUAUCCUGGGAUCCUGCUCAGACCUGAUGAAGGUAAGAAGUUUGUCUGUUUCUGAACUAAUUUAAGAACUUUUGAUAAACUGAGACUCAUGAUCUCUUCUGCUCUCCUCUCUGGUCUCUGCAGGCGGUUCAUAUGCUGGUGACAGCGUCGACUGACCUGCAGAAAGACAUUGUGGAAUCAGGAAGGGUGAGUCAAGAGUGUGAGAAAGUGUCACCUGAAAACAACAACAACAACAGCAGUCAUAUUAGAUUGAAAAAUAUCGACUUUUUAGUAUCUAUCUGUCAUUUUCUGAUCUGUGUGACUGUACAAAAUGGAGUUUAUUUUAUUGUUUGUGUUUUAAAACAGUCCUGAAUUUGUUUUUUAUCUUUGUUGAAACUCUGAGCAGAAAUCAUUGUUUAUAACAGAAGUUUUCUGUAUUUUUUCCUUUCAGGGUGCGGCUUCUGUCCCUGAAUUUUACGCCAAAAAUUCUCGCUGGACAGAAGGACUCAUAUCCGCCUCUAAAACUGUGGGCUGGGGCGCCACACAGCUGCUGUAAGUGUCACCAUCAACACAUGAUUUUAUAUUAUCUUUAUUUUUUUGUGAUUUUGAGAAGGUUAUGCAUGCUUUUAUCACAACUCAUUUUGAUUAUUGCAAUGCACUUUAUUUUGGUGCCAGCCAAACCUCUUUUUUGUUAUUAACUUUUAAAUCUCAUAAAAACGGGCUUGCUCCUUUUUAUCUCUCUGACCUAUUUUAAAACCCUAUAUUUCAUCUCGGACUCUCAGAUCCUCUGACCAGUGCCUUCUGACUGUCCCUAGGACCUAAUCACAUUUGAAAACGCACUUUUACUCCCUGGCUUUUAACUCCUGAAAUGUGUUCCUGUGUCUUUGUUUUAUUGUUCAUGUUAAUUAUCUGUCUUUAUUGUUUUUUAAACCCUUUAGGGACUCUGCAGACCGGUUUGUGGGGGAUAAGGGGACACACGAGGAGCUCAUCGCCUGCUCUCAUGAGAUCGCUGCGAGCACCGCCCAGCUGGUUGCCGCCUCAAAGGUACAAAUCCUAAAAUCAAAUAAGUCAGUUUAAGGAUUCGGAUAUAGAAAAGUGAUGACUGUGUCUGAACUUCACCACAGUUUAAAGGAUAUUAAACAGAUUCAUUCCUUAAUCGUGGAGGUUAUUAUUCUUUAAACUUGCUGUUGUUGUUGUUGUUCGCACGUAUUUCAGGUGAAAGCUGAUCGUAACAACAAGAAGCUCUUCACGCUGCAGCAGGCGUCAAAACACGUGAACGACAUGGCAGCUGUGGUUGUCACCUCCACCAAACAUGGGCAGAGGAGGACCUCAAAUGGUGAGACUAGAAAACUUGACAACUCUGAUGACAUGAAACUUCCAAAAACCAAAAUAGAAAAACUUAAUAUUAUCUGAAUAUUCGAUGUUAUCACAGGUGCAAUGGACUUCUCUGGCAUGUCUCUGAUUAAGCUGAAAAAAGAGGAAAUGGAAGCUCAGGUGAGUUUUUAAAGAUCCAAAAUUUACCAUCUUGGUUUCUCACUUUUCUCCAAUUAUCUCAUUUUCUACACUAGAAGGACACCUAAGGAAGCACUUCCUUCAAAUUUAUCUGCUAUAAGAAGUAUUUCCGGUCACAUUUUUUCCACUUUAUUGGAAAGAAACAGACAUGAUUGAGUACAUUUUCUCAUGUUGGGGAACUUUCCUUUGCUAGUUGACGAUGUCCCGACGAUGUCCCCUUCUGUGUCUCUCAGGUGAAGGUGCUGCAGUUGGAGAGCCAGCUGGAGCAGGAGCGAGUCCGUCUGGGCGAGCUGAGGAAGAAACACUAUGAGUUCAACGGAGCUGAAGCCGAGGAUGAACCAGACAGCUUCCCACCGCCUCCACCCCCAACUCUGCUGGACUUCACCUCUCUACCUCAGUCCUUUUCACAAACACAGCCUUACCUGAACACCCAGAAUAUCACCUCGACCAAUCCGUUCACACCGGCUCAGACUUACACACCGACACACACCCAGUCCUACACGCCUCCUCAAAGCUACACUCCCUCCAGCUCCUACACCCCAUCUCAGAGCUUCACAUCCUCCCAGCCCUAUGUCCCAUCUCAGCCCUAUGUCCCGUCUCAGCCUUAUGUCCCGUCUCAGCUGUACACACCAAACUCAUCCCAAAAUUACCUAAACCCACAGUCCCACUCACUGUCACAGCCGUCAUCAAACCCCUCACAGACUCCGGCUCAGACCAGCACACAAAGCCCCAAACUGUCCAUCAGAAAACCCAGCAUCUUCACCAAAUCUGGGAACCGUCUGAAAAAUGCGGUAAGAGCUGAAAUACAUCUUUUUGACCAGAAUAUUCGCUAAAAACACACCCUAAAUAUGAAGAUAAAUGUUCUGUAGACUGUGUUUAAAUUAGUAUUUUCUAUUUUUGUUACAGUUCAAACGAGGAGAAACUGGAACUGGAGAUUCAUGA